ACCAAAAGCCCAGACUAGGGAAAGUCGCUAGCUCCAACUCUUCUGUGGCCAACAAAAUCGAAAAAGAAAAUUUUUAUAACUCCAAGUAGCGCAUGUUAACAAAUGUCACCCAUCCGGCGCACGUUAGCAAUCCCCCAUGUUUGCUACACCGCCUGUGACCACGAUACCUUCUCUUUCUCUUUCCACCCACCUUAUCCUGCGCAUCCCCCAUUCCCUUUCUCUCUCUUUUUCCCAGCUUCUCUAGGGUUUGGGUUGUCCAUUCUUCUAUCUCUUUUCUGUCUCUUUGCUCCUUGUCAUAUUUUCCAUGCCCUUCGGACAGCUAGGGUUUUAUCUUCCUGGUUUAGCUUCACUGUCUCUUCCCGUCGUCUCAACUCAUGGACCACAGGAGGCAAUCCAAAGACUCGGUCUCCUACUCCAAUCUCUUCAAUCUUGAGUCUUUGAUGAACUUUCAACUUCCACAACCAGAUGAUUUUGAUUACUACGGGAAUAGUAGUCAGGAUGAGAGCAGAGGUAGCCAAGGUGGAGCAAUUGCAAACCAUGGUAAUGGGUUGAUAUCUGAAAGGGAAUUGAGCUCAGUGAAGAGAAAGUGGUCUCAGAACAGUGACUACAAGGACGAAGACAUUUACUACGGGACACACAUUACUGAGGAGAAAUAUAGAACCAUGCUAGGAGAACAUAUUCUCAAGUACAAGAGGAGGUUCAAGGACUCAUCAACGAGUCCUGCUCCAUCUAGGAUGGGAAUCCCAGUUCCAAAAAGUAAUCUAGGUAUGAAAUCUAGGAAGUUGGGGAAUGAGCACCGAGGAGGGCUUUUUGAACCAGAAACUGGUUCUGAGUGGCACAAUGAUGUGAAUCCUCAAAAACCAGGAAGCUAUCGUGAAUCAGAUUUUGCACCACAAAAUGGCAUUGAUAGAGCAACAUAUGACCCUCCUUACUUGGAUAUUGGGGAUGGUAUCACUUACAGGAUUCCUCCAACUUAUGAUAAAUUGGUAGGAUCUUUGAACUUGCCGAGCUUUUCUGACAUUCAGGUGGAGGAAAUUUACUUAAAAGGUACACUGGAUUUGGGGUCCUUAGCAGCAAUGAUGGCUACUGAUAAAAGAUUUGGGCCUAAAACCCGGGCAGGGAUGGGAGAGCCCCACCCCCAGUAUGAAUCACUUCAUGCAAGAUUGAAGGCUUUGUCAACUUCUAAUCCAGCUCAGAAGUUCAGUCUCAAAGUUUCUGAUGUUGGUUUGAACUCUUCCAUCCCAGAGGGGGCAGCUGGGAACAUAAAGAGAUCUAUUUUAUCUGAGGGUGGUGUCUUACAAGUAUACUAUGUGAAGGUUUUGGAGAAAGGAGACACAUAUGAGAUAAUAGAAAGAAGUCUUCCCAAGAAGCAAAAGGUAAAGAAAGACCCUUCUGUGAUUGAGAAAGAGGAAAUGGAGAAGAUUGGUAAAGUCUGGGUAAACAUUGUGAGAAGAGACAUUCCGAAGCAUCACAGAAAUUUCACAACUAUCCACAGGAAGCAACUUAUUGAUGCCAAGAGAUAUGCAGAAAAUUGUCAAAGAGAGGUGAAAAUGAAGGUGAGUAGAUCACUUAAAUUGAUGAGGGGUGCUGCAAUUCGCACGAGGAAAUUAGCCAGAGACAUGCUGCUAUUUUGGAAGAGAGUAGAUAAAGAGAUGGCAGAACUGAGAAAAAAAGAGGAGAAAGAAGCUGCUGAAGCUUUGAGGCGAGAACAGGAGCUUCGAGAAGCAAAGAGGCAGCAACAAAGGCUGAAUUUUCUUAUUCAACAAACUGAACUCUAUAGCCACUUUAUGCAGAACAAGUCAAAUUCACAACCACCUGAAGCUGUGGUUGUAGGGGAAGAGAAAACGAACAACCAAGAAGCCCUCAUGAGCUAUUCAGAUGCUGCUCCUGUUGAGGAAGAUGAUCCUGAGGAAGCUGAAUUUAAAAAGGAGGCUUUAAAAGCUGCUCAAGAUGCAGUUUCCAAGCAGAAAAAGUUAACAAGUGCAUUUGAUGAUGAAUGUUUGAGGCUGCGUCAAGCUGUUGAACCUGAGGAUGCUCCUGAGGAGGUUGCAGGAGCUAAUAACAUGGAUCUACUUCACCCUUCCACCAUGCCAGUAAAAUCAACUGUUCAAACACCUCAGUUGUUUAAAGGCUCACUUAAAGAAUAUCAAUUGAAAGGUCUUCAGUGGCUGGUUAAUUGCUAUGAGCAGGGUUUGAAUGGCAUACUUGCUGAUGAAAUGGGCCUUGGAAAGACGAUACAGGCUAUGGCAUUUUUGGCUCAUUUGGCUGAGGAAAAAAAUAUAUGGGGCCCUUUUCUGGUUGUUGCUCCUGCAUCAGUAUUGAACAAUUGGGCUGAUGAAAUCAGUCGUUUCUGCCCUGACUUGAAAACUCUUCCUUACUGGGGUGGGAUUCAAGAACGUGCUGUACUUAGGAAAAAGAUCAACCCAAAGACUCUUUAUCGUAGGGAUGCUGGGUUUCAUAUUCUCAUUACCAGCUACCAGUUGUUAGUGUUGGAUGAGAAGUACUUUCGGCGUGUGAAAUGGCAAUAUAUGGUGUUAGAUGAGGCUCAGGCAAUUAAAAGUGCAAGCAGUAUAAGAUGGAAGACACUGCUCAGCUUUAACUGUCGAAACAGGCUACUGCUGACUGGUACACCUAUCCAGAACAAUAUGGCAGAGUUGUGGGCCUUACUCCAUUUCAUUAUGCCUACCUUAUUUGAUAGCCAUGAACAAUUCAAUGAGUGGUUUUCUAAAGGGAUUGAGAAUCAUGCAGAACAUGGUGGUACCUUGAAUGAGCAUCAGCUUAACCGAUUGCAUUCGAUAUUGAAGCCUUUCAUGCUGCGUCGCGUUAAAAGUGAUGUUGUUUCAGAGCUGACCAGGAAAACUGAGAUCACUGUACACUGCAAGUUGAGUUCUCAGCAGCAAGCUUUCUAUCAAGCUAUCAAGAACAAGAUAUCUCUUGCUGAGUUGUUUGAUAGCAAUCGCGGGCAUCUAAAUGAUAAGAAAAUUCUGAAUUUAAUGAACAUUGUGAUUCAGCUAAGAAAGGUCUGCAACCAUCCAGAGUUAUUUGAGAGGAGUGAGGGAAGCACGUAUCUUUAUUUCGGUGAAAUUCCAAAUUCUCUUCUGCCUCCACCCUUUGGGGAGUUGGAGGACAUAUAUUACUCAGGAUGUCGUAAUCCUAUAACUUUUAAGAUCCCAAAACUUGUUUAUCGAGAAACUCUUCAAAGUUCUGAAGCACUUUGCUCAACAGUUACACGUGGUCUCUGCAAAGAAUAUUUUCUGAAAUAUUUCAACAUAUAUUCUCCGGAAAAUGUUUAUCAAUCAAUAUUCUCAAAAGAGAUUAGCUUGGAUGGCUGUUCAGAUAAAAGUGGAACUUUUGGUUUUGCUCGUCUAAUGGAUCUAUCCCCUGCUGAGGUUGCAUUUUUGGGAACUGGUUCUUUUAUGGAGAGGCUAAUGUUUUCUCUUAUGAGAUGGGACCGACAGUUUCUGGAUGGUAUCAUAGACUCACUCAUGGACGCCAUGGAUGAUGAUCUUGAAUGCAAUUAUGUUAACAGUGGAAAAGUAAAAGCUGUUACACGAAUGUUGCUGACACCUUCAAGAUCUGUAACACGCUUGCUUCAAAGGGAAUUUGCAACAGGGCCUGGUGAUGCUCCGUUUGAAGCUUUAGUGGUCUCUUAUCGGGACAGGCUUUUAUCUAACAUUAGGCUUCUCCAUUCAACAUACACAUUCAUCCCUCAAACCAGAGCUCCUCCAGUUAAUGCAUACUGCUCAGAUAGAAACUUUGCAUACAAAAUGAUCGAAGAGCAACAUUGCCCUUGGCUGAAGAGGUUGUUUAUUGGGUUUGCUCGGACGUCUGAAUAUAAUGGACCGAGAAAGCCAGAUGGUCCUCAUCCUUUAAUUCAAGAAAUUGAUUCUGAGCUACCUGUAUCACAACCUGCUCUUCAGCUGACUUACAAUGUUUUUGGGUCUUCUCCUCCCAUGCAUAGCUUUGACCCAGCAAAACUGCUCACUGACUCUGGGAAGCUUCAAACACUAGAUAUAUUGUUGAAACGCCUACGAGCAGAAAACCAUCGUGUUCUCUUAUUUGCCCAAAUGACAAAGAUGCUGAAUAUUCUUGAGGAUUACAUGAACUACAGGAAAUAUAGAUAUCUCAGACUUGAUGGAUCGUCCACUAUAAUGGAUCGUCGGGACAUGGUUAGGGAUUUUCAGCAUCGGAGUGAUAUAUUUGUCUUCUUGCUAAGUACAAGAGCUGGUGGACUUGGCAUUAACUUAACAGCUGCUGACACUGUCAUAUUUUAUGAAAGUGAUUGGAAUCCAACCUUGGACUUACAGGCAAUGGAUAGAGCCCACAGAUUGGGCCAAACAAAAGAUGUUACUGUCUAUCGACUAAUUUGUAAAGAGACGGUAGAAGAGAAGAUUCUUCAGAGAGCAAGUCAGAAAAAUACUGUCCAGCAGCUUGUCAUGACUGGUGGUCAUGUUCAGGGAGAUCUCUUGGCUCCUGAAGAUGUUGUAUCUUUACUUCUGGAUGAUGCCCAGUUGGAACAGAAACUAAGGGAAGCACCAUUACAGGUUAAGGAUAAACAAAAGAAAAAACAAACUAAGGGUAUACGUGUAGAUGCAGAAGGUGAUGCAUCUUUGGAAGAUUUAACUAAUGCUGGAUCUCAUAGUGCUGGAUUUGAGGACUCUCCAGACCCAGAGAGAGCAAAAUCCAAUAACAAAAAGAGAAAAGCUGCAGCUGAUAAACAUACAUCAAAACUGAGGAAUUCUCAAAAGAUGGAUGACUCUAACUCUACGUUAAUGGACUUUGAGAUGGAUGAUAACCUUCAAAAUAUGGAUUCACAACCAUUAAAACCUAAGAGGCCUAAAAGGCCUAAAAAGAGUGUAAAUGAAAAUCUUGAACCGGUGUUUACUGCCACACAAAUGGCAGUUUCGGAGCAGCCCCAGUUUCCACCACAAGAGUUGGGUUCUGGUGGUUUCAGGGCUGAAUCAAGCCAAGAUAUCCCAAUGCAUAGCAAUUCAUAUGCUUGAGAAUUCUAUCGUUUAUAUAGUAAAGCGAUUAGAGUUGUAAAUAUAGGACUUUGAUUUGAUGUAAUUUUGGCCCUGGGUGGAAAGUAAAUAAAAUUUGGCUUAAAAUUACAACUGAUACCAAAA
Ziziphus jujuba (common jujube) is the source of this 5126-nucleotide messenger RNA. RefSeq names its product chromatin-remodeling ATPase INO80. The transcript has 23 exons. The coding region runs from base 375 to 5003 and encodes 1542 amino acids. Lineage: Eukaryota; Viridiplantae; Streptophyta; Magnoliopsida; Rosales; Rhamnaceae. Gene Ontology annotation, cellular component: Ino80 complex. Gene Ontology annotation, molecular function: DNA binding; ATP-dependent chromatin remodeler activity; ATP hydrolysis activity. Gene Ontology annotation, biological process: DNA repair. The record is from RefSeq and is a predicted model, not a curated record.